AUGGAAAUAUACAUGAAAGUCGAAAUACCAAAGGGUAGUUUUAAUAAAAUUGAAUACAAUAAAACUAAAAAAAGGUUCGAAUUGGAUAGGGUUUUGUCAGUGGCGAUGACUUAUCCAGGGGAAUAUGGUGUUAUUCCAGAAACCUUAGCACCAGAUGGGGAUGAAUUAGAUGUUAUUUGUUUAACCAUCCAACCCACUUUUUCCGGACUUUAUAUUCCAGUGCGAAUUAUUGGAGUUUUAAGAAUGGUCGAUAAAGGCGAACAAGAUGAUAAAUUAUUAGCUGUGAAUGCCGGUGAACCGGAAUUAAACCAUAUUCAAAAAUUAGCGGAUGUUCCUCACCAAACGAAAGAGAAAAUCAAACAUUUUUUUGCUCGCUAUAAAGAUUUAGAAGGCAAAAAAGUAGAAAUAGGAGAAUUUGAAGGUAAAGAGCAAGCAGAGACAUUAUUGAAAAAAUGUCAAGAAGUCUACCAAAAGUAA
Funneliformis geosporum is the source of this 477-nucleotide messenger RNA. NCBI's taxonomy places the organism in Eukaryota, Fungi, Glomeromycota, Glomeromycetes, Glomerales, Glomeraceae. The record is from the annotation of a GenBank genome assembly.